Sander lucioperca (pikeperch) is the source of this 10398-nucleotide messenger RNA. RefSeq names its product plexin-A1. Bases 453 to 6146 code for a protein of 1897 amino acids. The transcript is spliced from 32 exons. Lineage: Eukaryota; Metazoa; Chordata; Actinopteri; Perciformes; Percidae. The record is from RefSeq and is a predicted model, not a curated record. Gene Ontology annotation, biological process: regulation of cell shape; regulation of GTPase activity; regulation of cell migration. Gene Ontology annotation, molecular function: protein binding; semaphorin receptor activity. Gene Ontology annotation, cellular component: semaphorin receptor complex.
CACUGCAGCAGCAGAGCGCCUCCUCCCUCCUCCUGGAGCCGGAGUUGCAUUCCUGUCCUCUCCAUUCACACGCAGGGAGCCGCCGGAGAGAGAGCACCGCCGCUCCGUGACCAGAGUGGAAUGUCCCUAAGUUUUGGAAUUUAAAAACAUGGCGAGGAUAUCUAACCUACGGAUCACUUGAACCUGGCUCCCACCUCGUGCCUCUGUGGAUGAUGUUCCUGAUGACGGCUUGCAACGCUGAGAACAGGACAGUGAAUUAGGAGUUUUGUUGCCCCUCCCUUUAUCCUUCUCUCUCUCCCAAAAACUGUCCUCCCUUAUUCCUUGACAGAAGAGCAUAAAACGAAAGAAAAUCCUGACUUGGGUCUUGGUACUAGAGCUUGUACUCCUCCUCCUUCUCCUCCUCUCUUUUUCCUUCUCCAACCCCCUAAGCCUUGCCUCUAGACGGCCCAGAUAUGUGCCCCCUAGCUCGGUCAGCGGCUUCCCCUGGCCAGGGGAACUUGUUUCUCCUCUUGGGGCUUUUGCUUAUCAUGAGCUCAUCCUUCUCUGGAGGCCAACCCCCGCCCUUCAAACGAUUUGCCCCUGCUGAAUGGGGGCUUACACAUCUGGCCAUCCACAACAAAACUGGAGAAGUCUACGUGGGAGCUGUCAACUGGAUUUUCAAGCUGUCUAGCAACCUGACCAAACUACGCAGCCACAUGACUGGCCCAGUGGUGGACAAUGAGAAGUGCUACCCUCCGCCCAGUGUCCAGUCCUGCCCUCAUGACCUGGCCCAGACCCCCAAUGUGAACAAGCUUCUUCUCAUAGACUACGCACAGAACCGCCUCAUUGCCUGUGGCAGCACUUCGCAGGGGAUCUGCCAGUUCCUACGUCUGGAUGACCUCUUUAAGCUUGGCGAGCCCCACCACCGCAAGGAGCACUACCUUUCCAGUAUGGCAGAGUCGGGCACCAUGUCCGGGGUCAUCAUAAGCUCCCCCCACAGUCCGACCAGCAAGCUUUUCAUCGGAACUCCCAUUGAUGGCAAGUCUGAGUACUUCCCCACAUUGUCCAGCCGCAAGCUGAUGGAGAAUGAAGAAAAUGCAGACAUGUUCAGCUUUGUCUAUCAGGAUGAGUUUGUCUCCUCUCAGCUGAAGAUUCCCUCCGACACUUUGUCCAAGUUCCCUGCUUUCGACAUCUAUUAUGUUUACAGCUUCAGCAGCGAGCAGUUUGUCUAUUAUCUAACAAUGCAGCUGGAUACCCAAUUGACUUCACCUGAUGCCAGUGGAGAGCAGUUCUUCACCUCGAAAAUUGUCCGCCUCUGCGUGGACGACCCCAAGUUUUACUCCUAUGUUGAGUUCCCCAUUGGCUGCACUAAAGAUGGGGUAGAGUACCGCCUGGUGCAGGAUGCCUUCUUGGCUCGUCCAGGCCGGCAGCUGGCCAACUCUCUGGGGAUCUCUGAGAAUGAAGACAUCCUCUUCACAGUCUUCUCUCAGGGUCAGAAGAAUCGGGCCAAACCACCCAAAGAGUCAGCAUUGUGCCUGUUCACCCUCAGGAGGAUAAAGGAGAAGAUCAAAGAAAGAAUUCAGUCCUGCUACAAGGGAUAUGGGAAACUCUCCUUACCCUGGCUGCUCAACAAGGAGCUCGCCUGCAUCAACUCGCCCCUGCAGAUAGACGAUAACUUCUGCGGCCAGGACUUCAACCAGCCUCUGGGGGGAACCAGCACCAUCGAGGGCACGCCCCUCUUCAUCGACAAAGAUGAUGGCAUGACCUCGGUGGCGGCAUACGACUACCGUGGCAACACCGUGGCUUUUGUUGGCACGCGGAAUGGCAAACUGAAGAAGAUCUUGGUAAACUCUGUGAGUCCCAACCGUCCAGCGGUGCUCUACGAGAAGGUGACUGUAAGCGAGGGAGGAAGUCCCUUACUGAGAGACAUGCUGUUCAGCCCAGACCAGCAGUACAUCUACACGCUGACUGACAGACAGGUGGUGAGAGUUCCAGUGGAAAGCUGUGAGCAGUACACCACUUGUGGGGAGUGUUUGGGCUCCAGAGACCCUCACUGUGGAUGGUGUGUCCUCCACAAUGUUUGUUCACGCAAGGACCGGUGUGAACGAGCCGGAGAGCCCCAGAGGUUUACCUCCGACCAGAGACAGUGUGUGGAGCUCACUGUUCAGCCAAGAAAUAUCUCUGUCACCAUGUCUGAAGUUCAGCUGGUCCUCCAGGCUCGUAACGUGCCUGAUCUGUCAGCAGGGGUCAACUGCUCCUUCGAGGACUACGUGGAGACGGAGGGACAGAUCCAGGGUGGACACAUCUUCUGCCUGUCUCCCUCCAUCCGGGAGAUCAUCCCCAUCACAAGGAACAAAGGUGACAAGCGGGUGGUGAAGCUCUAUCUGAAGUCCAAGGAGACGGGCAAGAAGUUUGCCAGUGUCGACUUUGUCUUCUACAACUGCAGUGUCCAUCAGUCCUGCCUCUCCUGUGUAAACGGCUCGUUCCCAUGCCACUGGUGCAAGUACCGCCACAUGUGCACCCAGAACGCCAAUGACUGCUCUUUCCAGGAGGGACGUGUCAACGUCUCUGAGGACUGCCCUCAGAUCCUUCCCUCAACCCAGAUCUACAUCCCUGUCGGGGUGACCAAGCCAAUCACCUUAGCUGCCAAGAACCUGCCCCAGCCCCAGUCAGGACAGAGGAACUACGAGUGCGUCUUCCACAUCCAGGGGGAGACCAACAGUGUGCCCGCCCUGCGCUUCAACAGCACCUCAAUCCAGUGCCAGAAAACAGAGUAUACCUACGAGGGCAAUGACAUCAGUGACCUGCCAGUGGAUUUGUCUGUAGUUUGGAACGGAAACUUUGUCAUCGACAACCCCUACAACAUCAAAGCCCACCUGUAUAAGUGCUAUGCCCUGAGGGAGAGCUGUGGGAUGUGUCUGAAGGCAAACCCCAGGUUUGAAUGCGGCUGGUGCGUACAGGAGAAGAAAUGCUCCCUGAGGCAGGAGUGUACUCCUCCAGAGAACACUUGGAUGCAUGCCACCACAGGAAACAGCCGCUGUGCACACCCCAAGAUCACCAAGUUGUCUCCGGAGACUGGGCCCAGGCAGGGAGGAACCAUGCUGACCAUCACGGGUGAGAACCUGGGUCUGCAGUUCAAAGACAUCCAGAGUGGAGUCCGCAUCGGAAAAGUGACCUGCAACCCUCAGGAGGACCAAUACAUCAGUGCCGAGCAGAUUGUGUGCCGGCUGAAUGAUGCAACAGGUUACAGGGUGCAGGAGGCUCAGGUAGAAGUGUGUGUUAGGGACUGCAGUCACCCCGACUACAAAGCAGUCUCCACCAAGGCCUUCUCCUUUGUGUCUCCAUACUUUACCCGUGUCAUUCCUUCCACUGGGCCACUGUCUGGAGGAACAAGGAUCACCAUUGAAGGCAGUCAUCUCAAUGCAGGCAGUGCUGUAUCUGUGAAGAUAGGACUUCACCCCUGCCACUUCGAGAGGCGGAGCAACAAGGAGAUAGUGUGUGUCACCCCGGCGGGACAAACCCCUGGCACCACCCCGGUCAUGGUGGACAUCAACUCUGCUGAGCUGAGGAACCCAGAGGUCAAGUUCAACUACUCGGACGAUCCCACCAUCCUCAAGAUCGAGCCCGACUGGAGUAUCGCCAGUGGAGGAACCAUGUUGACCAUCACUGGAACCAAUCUGGCCACCAUCAAGGAGCCCAAAAUGAGAGCCAAGUAUGGAGCUGCCAAGUCUGAAAAUAACUGCACGGUCGUCAACAACACCGUGAUGGUGUGUCUGGCGCCCUCUGUGGCCGGAUCUGAAAAAGGCUUCUCGGAGUCCGGCAGCAGUCCUGAUGAGAUCGGCUUUGUCAUGGAUGACGUGCGCUCUGUGCUGGUGGUAAACGAGACUUUCAGCUACCACCCGGACCCCGUGUUCGAACCUCUGAGCCCCUCGGGCAUGCUGGAGCUGAAGCCCAGCUCACCGCUCAUACUCAAGGGCCGUAACUUAAUUCCUGCAGCCCCAGGAAACGCUAAGCUGAACUACACAGUGCUGAUCGGUGAGACGCCCUGCAUUCUCACCCUGUCUGAGAGCCAGCUGCUGUGUGAAUGGCCCAACCUGACCGGAGAACACAAAGUCACUGUGCGUGUUGGAGGCUUUGAAUACUCACCGGGGACCUUGCAGAUAUACUCCGACAGCCUGCUCACCCUGCCUGCCAUCAUUGGUAUCGGAGGAGGUGGUGGCUUGCUCCUGCUGGUUAUCAUUGUGGUGCUGAUUGCUUAUAAGAGAAAAUCACGGGAUGCGGACCGCACCCUCAAACGGCUGCAACUGCAGAUGGACAACCUGGAGUCCAGGGUGGCCCUUGAGUGCAAGGAAGCCUUUGCAGAGCUGCAGACCGACAUCCAUGAACUCACUCAGGAGCUGGAUGGAGCAGGAAUCCCCUUCCUGGACUACCGCACCUAUGCCAUGAGAGUCCUCUUUCCUGGGAUUGAGGACCAUCCUGUGCUCAAGGAGAUGGAGGUACGGGUCCCUGCUAACACGGAGAAGGCCCUGACAUUGUUUGGCCAGAUGCUGACCAAAAAGCACUUCCUGCUGACCUUCAUCCGCACCUUGGAGGCGCAGCGGUCCUUCUCCAUGCGAGACCGGGGCAAUGUGGCCUCCCUCAUCAUGACGGCGCUGCAGGGGGAGAUGGAAUACGCCACGGGCGUCCUCAAACAGCUCCUGUCUGACCUCAUCGACAAAAAUCUGGAGAGCAAGAACCACCCAAAGCUCUUACUCAGAAGGACGGAGUCAGUCGCCGAGAAGAUGCUCACCAACUGGUUCACGUUCCUGCUUUACAAGUUCCUCAAGGAGUGUGCUGGUGAGCCUCUCUUUAUGCUGUACUGCGCCAUGAAGCAGCAAAUGGAAAAGGGCCCAAUAGACUCGAUCACAGGAGAGGCCCGCUACUCCCUCAGCGAGGACAAACUCAUCAGGCAGCAGAUUGACUACAAGACUUUGACGCUGCACUGUGUGAACCCAGAGAAUGAGAACGCUCCGGAGGUGACGGUGAAGAGCCUGAACUGUGACACAGUGACGCAGGUGAAGGAGAAGCUGCUGGACGCUGUGUACAAGGGCACACCAUAUUCCCAGAGACCAAAGGCCUCUGAUAUGGACCUGGAAUGGCGGCAGGGUAGGAUGGCUCGCAUCAUCCUUCAGGACGAGGAUGUCACCACCAAGAUAGACAACGACUGGAAGAGACUCAACACCCUGGCUCACUACCAGGUGACAGAUGGCUCAGUGAUUGCCCUGGUGCCUAAACAGAACUCAGCCUACAACAUCUCCAACUCCUCCACAUUCACCAAGUCCCUCAGCAGAUAUGGUACGAGAGAAGAGAGCAUGCUGAGGACAGCCAGCAGUCCGGACAGCUUGCGCUCCAGAACACCCAUGAUCACCCCUGACCUCGAGAGCGGCACCAAACUGUGGCACCUAGUCAAGAACCACGACCACUCAGACCAGAGGGAAGGGGACCGAGGGAGCAAGAUGGUCUCUGAGAUCUACCUGACCAGACUGCUGGCCACCAAGGGUACCCUCCAGAAGUUUGUGGAUGACCUGUUCGAGACCAUCUUCAGCACAGCGCACCGAGGAAGCGCCCUGCCUCUCGCCAUCAAGUACAUGUUUGACUUCUUGGACGAGCAGGCAGACAAACACUCCAUAUCAGACUCUGAUGUACGGCACACUUGGAAGAGCAACUGUCUUCCUCUGCGGUUCUGGGUGAAUGUGAUCAAGAACCCCCAGUUUGUCUUUGACAUCCAUAAGAACAGCAUUACAGACGCCUGCUUGUCCGUGGUGGCUCAGACCUUCAUGGACUCCUGUUCAACAUCGGAGCAUAAACUAGGGAAGGACUCGCCUUCAAACAAGCUGCUCUACGCUAAAGACAUCCCCAACUAUAAGAACUGGGUAGAGAGGUACUACUCUGACAUCUCCAGGAUGCCAGCCAUCAGUGACCAGGACAUGAGUGCCUACCUGGCGGAGCAGUCACGCCUGCACGCCAACCAGUUCAACAGCAUGUCGGCCCUAAACGAGAUCUACUCCUACAUUGUCAAGUACAAGGAUGAGAUCUUGUCAGCGUUGGAGCGGGACGAGCAGGCGAGGAGACAGAGACUGAGGAGCAAGCUGGAGCAGGUCAUCGACACAAUGGCCCUGAGCAGCUGAGGACCAUCCAGCAACUCCAUUUCCUCCUUCUCUUCACUCCUCCUCCUCUCCAUCUGUCUCUCUCCCUCGCUCCUCUCACCCAGACAACAAACAAAACUCCAACCCCCAACAGUACGACAGACAAACUGCAAAAGGACUAUAGCAGUAUACUGCAAAAUGGGGGGGGUUCGGCAGAGAUGGGCGGGCCUGUGUACGCUUACAUGUGUAUGUGUGUGUUUGUCUGCAGCCCCAUACAGUGUGUGGGCUCAUGUCUGUGUGAGAGACUGGGACACCAGACAUUUUCACACAUGCAUACAUGGAGAAACAUGUCAAUGACAUUUGAGCAUUUGAUUAUUGUGGAUGUUGGUGUUUGUUGUUUGCUUGACUUUGAUUUCAAGAGUUUUGCCGUGAUGAAGCGAUGGCCAGGAAAGAAACAAUGGAAGCCUGGAAAGGAACUCAAUAUAUGGCAUCAUUCACAGGAUGGACGAAUCUGUGAUGAGCCAAUGAAGAAAGGCUCUGUAGGUCAUGUGACUCCAACGGGUGUCACAGUUUUAAAGGAUGUUAGAUUUUGUUUUGUUUUUGUAUAGAUGUAAUCAACUGCCCACUCUCUGAUCUCUCGCCACUUGUAUUACUGCUGAAUUUGCACAAUUUACAGAAACGUUAGGAAAGACGAUAUAGAUAUUAUAUAUAAAUACAGCUAAGUUUUUAAAGAAACAUUAGGAAGAAAACAUGUUGGGUGUUUUUCAUUUAAACCAACAAACACAAAAAAUAACAAUAAAACAUGAUUUGAUAUUUCAAGUACAAAAGAAAAAAACAACGUAGACAAAAAAAAACAUUGAAAAAGAAACAAAAAAGUCGUACUGUGCCAUGUUUUUUUGAAUGUUGUUUAGUGCAAAGACAUUUUGUUAGAUGGAAUGUGCUACCGUAUGAUUUUAAAUAUGAACAUGCCUAGUGACUGAAAUGAAUUGUUGAAAAUCCUUGUUGAAAAUGACAGGAAGUGAGUGGACACAGUUUUCUGUCUUCUCAAGUUAGUACAGUUCAUGGUGUCAUGGUGAUAACAUGAAGUUGCUAUUGUUUCUAAUUCAAUCAGUGCAAUCUUUUGGUUUCAUAAAACCAAAUAUAUACUCACAGGAUAUUUGCUUUAUCAUGGCCAAGUAUCCCACGCCACGGCUGGUUCUGUUCUCCAAGGGUCAAGAAGUGACAGUUAGGUGGAUCAUGUUAUAGUAACUGAACAAGAAGUAGCUACAUUGCACUACUUGAAAUAUUUCCGUUUGCCCCGAUACCACAAAGCCACCAUAUCUAACCGUUAAGGUGUGUUCACACCAAACAUGAAGUACAUUUUUUGCACAGUGCGAUUACAUAUAAAGUCCAGGCAAUCGAUUAUUCACGUCUAUUCACGCCAAGUGACACAAAUAUGCGUCCGCGCGUGUCGAAGUGUUUGAACAUUUGCGUAACGCUGUGUCAGCGUUGAGAUUUUCCUGACGUCACAGAGAAUCAAAAAUGGAGGGCGCCGUCUGCAGGCAUAUGGAGCACUACGACUCAACGUCAGUACUGUACAGAGAUGGAACAAAAAAAGGAGAUGGCUUGGGGAAAAGUGAGAGAAGCCAUUGGAUUACAUGAUAACAUCUGAGAUAUGUAUUUGUUACUUGAUUCCAGCUAUCAGUUGUACUAUAAUACGAAUCAAAUUAGCACUAAUGUUAGCAUUAGCCGCCUUCCCCGGUUAGUUAGCACUCCAAAUAACACUCCAGCGGCCGUAUUUGCGCGAGUAACGCAAGACGGAAGUUUGCUUUGUAUUUGGUCUGAACACACCUUAAGGAUUCCACAGCUUGUGUUAUUCACACCUCGACGUGUCAUUUAUUUUCCAACACAGUCCUAUUAGAGCAAAGCCUAUGUCUUGUUGCUCUCAGACGCCGUUUACGUCUUUACAGGACCGACAAUGAGGUCAGGUAGAGCUUAGCUGAGCCCCUCAGUGGCGGAACAAAGUGGGGAAAGCUGUUUUCAGCCUAAAGCCAUUUUUUUCCGUUUUCCCAAUGUUAAUACCCUAAUAGAGGGCCACAGAAAAUAUAUACUGAGUGUUUCUCUCCACCUCUAACCUAUGUAUUUGAGAGAGGGGUUUUAGCUUUUUAUCCAUGGGCAGGUUGGGGGGGUAUAGAAAUAUACAAAGGUGAGACAUCUCUGUUCAUUAGCUACACAAGGCUGAGUAAUCCUCCCCUUAGCCUGCAGCUCUUGUUUCAAAACUAGCCUAUUGCCAUGUGUGGCUUAAGCUUUUUUAUUAUUAUGAAGACUGCUCUCUUAAGAGGAUUUCUUUAUUUCUCUUUUUUUGAAGUCUUGAAGUCAGGGUUUUUGACUCUGUUGUGAGAAAUGUUUUCUGAUUUUCUUUUUUUCUGCUUGCCGAAAAACCAAACUGUGGUCUGUAUAUCGUUUUUGUUGGUGUUUUCAUUUGUAAAUUGUAUACUUUUUCACGAUGAACAAAAGCUGUUUGCCAUUUUUUGUUAUCAGGUAGGUUUGUGUUUUUUGUCUUUUUAUUUUCAAUGUGUAAAUUGUACAUUGUACGGUACACAGAAGACAAAAUUAUCUUCGGUUUGCCUGAAGUUGAAAUACUUGACGGAACUCAAGGUUUAUUUUCCUGAUCUCAAGGAUCAAAAUGAAAUUGUUGCAUCAGAUGAGCAUCUGUGUCUUUGUGAUGGAAAUGUGACUUGCUGCUUUAACUCUUCUACCUUGUUUUUCUAUCAAACAUUAGGGCUGUCAUUUUAUGCUGAUCAUAAAUGCUGUCGCUGUCCAUUUUUACGCCAGGUUCCUUAAAAAAACAAAAAAAACGUUUCUCUCAUCCAAUAAUAGUGAGCACACCUCCCAAAUUAAUGUCAACCCACAAUUUUGUUUACAUGUCUGAGAUGUGACAUUGCUUUCUACAGCUGCAUACAUAUCAGCCUAGUUCAACUGGAUACCUGUAGGGACUUGAUAGUUCACUCUGUAAUCUGCAAAACACAAUCUUGAGGGACCACUCUGCUGAAGUUAGGAUAGAAAUUAAAAUUUUAGCUGACCAUGUUGGCUACACACAUUAAAUGAUCUCUGUUAGAAUCAUCUAUAUUAAAGAGAAUACUGCAAAACCUCCACUAAAAUAUGCUUAGUCCACAUACAAUCAUUAUAAACAUGUUUUUUUUCUUCAGUGUACAGCCGAGUUUUUGCUGUAUUUGUACAUUUUGGUGCUCUUACUGUAGAUCAUAGGGCAAGGAAAUAGAUGACUGCUGAGGCCAGAGCUCAGCGGUGCUGUUAACAGCAGUUCCUUUAAUGGUCAGUAUGAGCACAAUGUACAGUAGGGACAAAUCCACUCGCUCCCUGUAAAAGCACACAGAUGAAAACCAGCUGAGGCUACAGUGCCCAGUUGGUGAUCUGUCAGGCUUUUUAAAGACACAUAAACAUUCUCAAUUCAUUGUCAGGUUCAUGCUGCAUUUGUGUCCGUAUUCUCUUUGUAAUUUGGUUGAUUAAAUGAGUGCUGAGGAAGAUGGCUAGUUUAUCGUUUGCAUGGCUACUUGCCUUUUAGAUUGACCUGCUUGGAUGCAUCUUUAGAGAAACUUCCCAUUUACCAUUCUCUAUCCUUUAUUUUGCACCGUUUAGUGUGAUAAUUGACUAGUAAUAAUUGUUGUGGAGGUGAUAUACAGCAUGUUUGGUGUCAUCAGGAGGAAGCAAGCAUCAGCUGACUUACAGUAGAACUUGUCACAAGAACCACAUGCCGGUUGACGGAGAGUUGCUGGGUUUUAUGCAGUUUCUCUGUCAAAUCAGAACAAAUGAACAAGUGAAGUUUACUGCGCUGGCAUCAGUGUGAGCUGAGUCAGCACAUAGUCAUGUAGCUCAUGUUUAACUCUCAGCUCUUAAGACAUGCAUAUUCAUACUUUUGCCUCUCCAAAAAAAAACAACAACAGUUGAAUCAGAUGCAAGUCCUGGCAACAUUCUGUUUUCAGUUUUUUUUUCCAGCUUUUUUCCAGCUUUCUUCCGAUUCUGGAAAUAUCAGUAGUGUAGUCCUUUUUUUGUUAAUGGAAGUUACAUAGAAUCCAAGGAAAUGCAAAGCAAAUGGAUUUCAGACAGAGCUGGCAAAGGAAUUUUAUUACUACAAUAACUCUGAUUACAUUUUAGAGUUUCAGACUUGAAGCGACUGUCACAAGUUUGCAGGUUAACAUUCAUUGUGUAAAUAUUCAGUUAUUUCCUAUUUUGCAGAUUUACUACUUGUAAAUAAACACGCAUCAAGGAGAGAUUAAACAUUUUUUGCUAAAUAAAA